CCCUCUUCUCGUUCCUCUCUCAGCCUAUUUUUGUCCGUGGCUGAGUCAGAUGGACUGCUCUCAACUUAGAAUGACACAAACAGGCAGACCAACUCCUCCGAAAUCAGGGUGGCUGAAAACUCCAAGGAGACUCUGAAAUUCACUGAAAAACCCGUGGGGGCUACAAAGGGAAGAGCUGGAGGAUAUUACCAAGAUGGAGGAGUGUGAGAGUCUGGACUCGGAGAUGACCGAGCUGCAGGAGGUUCAGAGCGAAGCUUCGGAGGCCCUCAGCCAGGACGAUGAAGACGAGGAGGAGGAACUGCGGAACAGUCUGCGAGAGGCUGUCCAGGACCAGUCUGUGAAGCCACAACUCCAGUGCCUGAUGGUGGAUCAAUCGUUCUCUAUGGUGACCGUUCAGAGCGAGGACAGCGGUAUUGUUUGGGAGACGGCCUCUAGCCGCUGCUCUACGCCAUGGGCCUCUGAGACCAGCUCCACCUCUGAAGCCUACAGCAUGGAGGGGCCUGGAGCCGCGGGAAAGAUCACCAUCGUCUUUGAUGAGGAGAAAGUAAUCCGCAGGAGGACGAGGUCCGGAGGAAGGAGCCGGCUGGGAGACAGGCUGAGCCGACCUGGUAGUUCAAGGUCGGCUUCAGUCCUGGGAGUGGAGCGACCUGAGAUGGCGGGGGUUUCUCUUCCUAACGUCAAAAAGGAGAAAAGCGAAACAGAGCCCGACUUGGACGAAAUCAAAAACAAAGAUCAGCAGCUGUUUAGUUUGAUUUCAGAGGGUUACGAGAUUCUCAACAUCAGAGUCCCCUCCAAACUUCCCACUGUGGAUGAGGAAGAGAGCACAGAGUUGAAGGACAAUUUGUCCUAUUUGGACCAGACACCAAUGAUCAGGUCCCGAAACAACCAUGACUGGACACAGAAUCCAGCCCUGCAGGAGGAGGGGGAAGUACUGGAUCCCCAUGAGCACUCAAAGCAAGACUCUUCUCAGCUGUCAGAGGACACAGAGCACAGACAUGCACUCACUCAGAAAGAGAGCACAGUGGACAUAGAUUACUUCGAGCCGUUCACCAUGGUUGAUGUGGCGGUUCCUGAGGAAGACGAUCCAGAGCAGCAGGAGGAAGAACAGCCUGCAGCAAAGCCCAACGUCGAGGAGCAAAAGGAGACAGCCACAGACAGCCUGUCUGCAUCGGAGGACUCCUUUGACUUUGUUACAGAUGUGGAUAUAGUUGGGGAACACCUGGAUGAGGUCUUUUACGGAGAAGGAGCUCUUGCUGAUGCGCUGCAGCGGAGCAAUGAAGAUGAGGCUGAGGGUAGGAUGGGAAUGAGACUAGAAAGACAGAGAUCUGUGAAGGAGAAAGGCUCUGUGUUGUUUGGGGGUGAAGACACCAUCCUCACACCCAUUUUUAUCUCCUCUGGACCCCCUAAGAUCAUCGACCAAAUCCUGUUGGAUGAGCCCACCGCCAUGUCCUUCAUGUACUCUGACCUUUACGAGGAUGCUGUAGGCGAGAGGACAAGGAGCGACGAGGAACACUCUGAGGAAGAGAGCGUUUCAUCAGAGAAGACCUACAGGAGGCGUUUUUCAGAUUCAGAGGAGGACGGGUACCUGGAGAAGUUUACUUUGAAGGAUGACAUUCCCUCGGUGGAGGUUCAACCAGAGUCAGAGGAGGGUCAGAAGGAGGGUCAGAAGGAGGGUCAGAAGGAGGGAAGGGUGAUAUGGUCGCAGAGUAGGUUUGACAUGACAGGAUGUCUUACAAGAGUGGACAAAGAGGAAGAGAAGGACAAGACAGAGGAACAACAGACACAGGAGGUUGUUGAAGAUAAAAGUGAAGAUUUACAAUUAGCAACAUUUGAAGAGAAAGGAGAAAUAGUUGCAGUGGCAGGAAAGGAAGAGGAAAUACAACUCUCCGCUGUGACUGAAGAGCAGGCAGUCAGAGAAGCUUCAGAGGAAUUGAUUCAGGAUAUUCAACUUGGAGAUGAUCAGAUGGAGGACCAGGAGGUGAAACAUGAGGUAAAAGAAGACCAGAUCCAACCUACCGAGAGCCACACUGAAAAACCACUUCCUGAAACUCAACAGGUGGACAGUAAAGUAGAGAAAGCAAAGGAAAGCGAGGAACAUGAGAGGGAAUUGCCAUCAGAAACAACUAGCAUUGUUGAAGCCGGGCAUCCGUGUCAGACACGAAAAGAAGUAGAAGAAACAGCUCAGGUGGAGGUAAACGCUGCAGAGGAGACAGCUGCUGCAGCACCUGUAGACAGUGAGGAGCCUCACAUCAUCACUGAGAAGACUACCCUCACUAAGAUGGCUGCUGCUAGUGAGAAAGUAGAAACCGAGGCCAUAACAGAAGCUCCUGCCGAAGAAAAAGAACCUGAGACUGAAAGACAGGAAAUGCACACCUCGACUGAAAUAGAGACAUUCGCUGAAACAUCUAUCUGUGGGAAACAAGAAGCAGCAGAAGGUGUUCCUGAGGACGUUGCGCCUGUAGAGGUCUUCGCUGACUGUGAUCCUGCAGUACAUGCGUUGGUGGAGGUAACUGAAAAAGCAGUGGAUGAAAAAGAGAUCCAAACUCAAGUUCAGAUUGAUCUUCAGGAAUUAACAAGUACUGAGACAAAAGACAUUCAAACAGCAGCUCCUGAAGGGGAAGACAGCGCUCUAACAGAUGAAACCGCAGUCAAGAGCCAGUCCCCUGAAUUCAUUAUCGAUAUCGCUGAUCAGGAGCCAGAGGUUAAAGCAGAGAUUUCAAGUGAAGUAAUAGAACCUGAGAUGCCAGAAGAAGUCCAGAUAGAUUCACAGCAUGAGUCAAUGCCUGAAAGUGAGCUCACACCUGAAGCCAACGAUGAAACAAACGCUGAGGUAACUGGGAGUGUUGCUCAGGAGAAGGUUAAUGUAGAUGAUGAGUUUAUCCUCCUUGUUCCCAAAGGACAAGCUGUAGAGGUGGACAUAGAGUUCAGUCAGACAUCAGAGAAGUCUACACGUGAUACAGUAGCUCUUUCUGAACCUGACAGCACAUGUGAAGCAAUAAUUGCUCCUGAACCCACUGCAGUAUGCCAAGAGACUUUUCAGGCUCCUAAUGAAGAAACAACGGCAGAGCAUCAUCUGGAAGUAAAACCAGAAGUUGUAGAUAUAGAAACACUACCCAGAAACGAGUUAGAUGCUAAUUACUCUCCUCCAGCAACUGCAGAGGAGCAUACCAACGAAUCUGAACCCACCACUACAUGCCCAGAGACUCUCAAUGAAGAAACAAUGACGGAACUGGAAACAAACGUUGCGCAGCAGGAAGAUGUUCUACCCAGAAACGAGUUAGACACUACGUACUCUCCUCCAGCAACUACGGAGGAGGGCAACGCAGAGGAGCAGAAGAUGGAGUUGGACUUUAUAGAAGACAGGGGUGUUGUUUCCACUCUGAGGAGCUUUACUCCCCAGGAGGAUUUGUCUGAGCUACAGCCAGAGGAAAUACAGUCAGAAGCAGCAGAUGUAGAACAAAAGGUAGAAAUGCCAACAGUGGAAGAGGCCCCAGAAACAAGCCCCGUUAAAGAGGAUUUCAUUACAGAAAUGGAUCUGCACAAAGAGGAUGUAGACCAAAAGAUCGAGCAAGAUGUGGAAGUUGCAGAGACUCAAGAGGACAUUGUUGAGGAGCUUGGAUAUGAGGUCAUAUCUAAACAGGAUGUCAAAAAGAUGCCCGAACCUGAGAUACACAGAGAUGCAGAGGAACCAAAACUGGAGUCUGGUCAGGAGAAAGAACAGAAGAUGGAGAUGGAGGCGGAGGAGAAAGUCCUUGAUGUGUCCCCAGAAGAAGAGGUCAUUGAAGCUGAUUACGACAUCAUUGACGCAGAGGAGCAGAGUCAGGCCCAGCUGGCUGCAGAGCUGCAGGGGAUGGACUGGUUCUGUCUGACCUGUGGCGGUCUGCUGGCAGAGGACGACUGCAGCUCGGGGGAGCAUCACGAGCACGAAGUGACUGCUGUGGACCAGGCCUAUGAGGAAAUCAAGGAGAAGCUGAGCGACUGGAUCUCAGAGCUUCAGGGCAGGUCGGAGAACAUCGAGGACCUGGUGUCUGAGCUCGAGCUGGCCUACAACUCUGUAGAGGACCAGUUUGUGGAAAGCGAGGCCGCGAUGCAGGCGCAGAAUGAGGGGAUGAUGGCUCUGGUGAUGGAGCAGUACAACAACAUGUCUGUCAGCAUGGAGGAGGAGAAGAAAGCCAAAUUGGAGCAGCUAUACGACCAGAUUGUGUCGUUCCAGGAGAGCAUGGACUCGGCCAAGGCCACUCUGGAGACCACGGCCCGAGAGGCUGAGACUGGCGCUCGGUCAUCUGAUGAAAUUCAUGCAAGUCUCAAGGCAGCUCUGGACUCAGCCAUGUCACUGGAGCUGGGUCCCAAGGGCCUGCUGGUGUUCGAGGAUUACGCCAAGGGCAACACUUCCAGCUCUAACCUCGCACAGCGCAAAGGAAUCCCAGUACCUCAGAGGCCCACGUUGCAGGCUCAGGAGCCGGCCUCAGCCUCCAGCACCAGCGUCACUGUCUACUGGAAGGUCAACCCUGGAGACAUCAUAGACUGCUUCCAGGUCUACUGCAUGGAGGAUCCACAAGGAGCGGUGUCAGAGGAGUACCGUGUGACGGUGAAGGAGAGUUACUGUGUGCUGGAGGAGCUGGAGCCUGACAAGACCUACAAAGUGUGGGUGAUGGCCGUCAACUACACAGGCUGCUCCCUGCCCAGCGAGAGACUCACCUUCAGAACCGCUCCAUCAGUGCCAGUGAUCGACACGGAGCGCUGCACUGUCAUGUGGGACUCAGCCACGCUGCGAUGGAGCUCAACAAAUCUGACUCCAGAGCAGACUUACACCCUGGAGUACUGUCGCCAGUAUGAGCUGGAGGGAGAGGGGCUCAGGUCCAUCUCAGCGAUCAGAAGCUGUGAACAGAAGGUUCUCCUGCAGCCCAAUGAGAAUUAUCUGUUCUACAUCAAAGCUGUGAAUGAGUCUGGAGCCAGCGAACAGAGCGAGGCGGCCCUCAUUUCCAGCAAAGGGACGAGGUUCCACCUGCUGAAGGCCUCGGCCCACCCUGCUCUGGAGCUGUCAGUGGAUCAGACCACUGUGCACUACUCUCAGGACGCACACGAAAACACACAAUCUACAGACACACAGUGUCCAUCCAUCCUGGGAGAGCUGUUGCCGGCACACGGACAUUACUACUGGGAGACCGUGGUGUCAGGGAGCACAGCUUACAGGAUCGGAGUGGCAGACAGCACAGCCAAUAGAAACAGCCCACUGGGAGAAAACAGCUUGUCAUGGUGUUUGCAGUGUAUCCCAACACCAUCAGGCUGCAGUUAUCAGCUGCUGCACAAUGACGUCCAGUCCAGUGUGUUUGUGAUGGAGAUGCCUGAGCGGGUGGGCACUCUCCUGGAUUACAAGCUUGGUCGUCUGUCUUUCUACAACGCUCAGAGUGGGCAGGUGUUGGGCUCUUUCUGCCAGCGCUUCCCCCAGCCGUGCCACCCUGCUCUGGGCCUGGAGGUGCCGGGCAGCCUGGAGGUCAGCAUGGUGCAGGAGGUGCCGGAGUUUACCAAGGACAGCUAGCUCUCACUCUCUGAGGAGUUUACAGUUCAUGUUGGACAUCAUUUGAUUUGAAGGAUCUCAUCGUAUAACAAUUGAAAUGAAACUGCAGAUAUGCAGGAUGUAAAGAUGUGAAGACAGAGGACUAACUUGUUCCCAUUCUUCUCCAAUUAUUGGUUUGUGUGUUUUUUUUGUUUACCUCAACAACAAGCGGUCUCUGAUAAACAGGAAACAAACCCAACAUGUAUCUCUUUUUUAAGCAGAAGCUGUCUUGUAAAAUCAGUGAAAAUAUGACAGUCUGGAAAACUACUCGAUUGAAAUUGAGUGCCUUGCAUUUUUUUCCACAGUUGAGUGUCUUCCUUUGUUUGGUCAAUGGCAUGUUUUGGAUCAUUUUGUAAAUUUGACCAUAAUAUUUGCUGAUUUGAUUGUUUUUUUUACUGUAAAUGUUCUAGAAUUGACUAAUUUAAAGUGUUCAUUCAUCAUUGAAGUGAAACACAACAUUUUACUCAGACAAUAGUAAAGCCUUUUAUUUUGGAGUUUAUAGCUCCAAGAAACAUACUGUGGCACUUUUGAACUGUAUUUCAUAUUGUGAAUUUGUGUAAAUAACCUUUGUAAACAGAUGUGACCUCUUCUAUAUUUUGUUAUGUGAGACUGGUUGCAAGAGGAGAUUCAUUUUUUUUCUCUCUUUGACUUGUAAACUGAUGUUAACAUCUGAGCUGAAUUAACAUGUUUAUUUUUCUAUUUGCACAACUGGACUACUUGUUUGUUUUCAGCUCAUAACACACACCUACCACCAGAGGGCCUCAUCCCUCCAUUGGCUGUGAUAUCGGCUCAAAAUGUGUUCCUAACACCUCACAGACAGGCUACAUGGUUCUCCAGAGGACAUGUCUUUUAACAAUUAUUACAAAACUAUUUUUCCAGGCAUUUUCCCCUAAUUCCUGUGGAAACAGAGAGGAAAGGGAUUGUGGUGUAAAUGCAUAAAGACCGCCAGGGAACAGC
Molecule: messenger RNA, 6514 nt
Organism: Gymnodraco acuticeps
Lineage: Eukaryota; Metazoa; Chordata; Actinopteri; Perciformes; Bathydraconidae
Gene: cmya5
Product: cardiomyopathy associated 5
Exons: 14
Coding region: 194-5539 (1781 amino acids)
Molecular function (GO): protein binding
Source: RefSeq, a predicted model, not a curated record